UUGGGCGUCUAAAACGGAGUUCCAGCGGGAAAGCGGAGCUCUUCCACCGGAAAAUUUCCGGCCGUCGGCUUCCUCUUCGAGAGAUUAACUAAUGAUGAAAAUAAUUUCUACCAUUGCCUCGAUCGAUUCAAGUUUUUUAUUCCAGUAUUAAAUUCUCUUCUCAGAUCCUUCGCGCCGGGAUCUUUCGCGGGGAUGGCGCGGUUCUUCGUAAGCGAGCCGGAGGACCUACUGAUCGAGGGAGAGAAUGCGGAGACGCCGGCGAGGGUUUCUGCGAGGGCGUCAAUGGUGGAGAGGUUCAAGGGGUGCGGGGUGGCGGCCGGGCUGCGGGUUGACUGGGAUGAUCUGCGGCGGCGGAUCUUGAUCCCCGGACGGCUUCGUGCUGCUAUGGUGGAGGCAAUGCGGAGUAAGGAUCCGGUGGCCAGCGCUAGGGCUGCUGCGGAGGCCAUGACGGGGGUUUCGACAUUGGGGAGCGGGUGGAUUGACGUGUGCCCGGAAGCCCCCAUUGUGGUAUUUGUCAACUCGCGUAGCGGAGGGCGCUUAGGACCCAUCGUCAAGGGCCGCCUCAUCGAAUUGAUUGGCCAGGAGCAGGUUUUUGAUCUUGCAGAGAUGAAGCCUUCUGAUUUUGUUCAAUAUGGUUUAGCCUGCUUGGAGAAAUUGGCUGAUCUUGGUCACCAUUGUGCCAGAUCCACUCGUGAUAAUAUGAGGGUUAUGGUUGCUGGCGGCGAUGGUACAGUAGGAUGGGUACUGGGAAGUCUUGGUGAGUUGCAUGCGCAGUGUAGAGAGCCAAUUCCCCCUAUUGGAAUCAUUCCACUUGGUACCGGAAAUGAUCUUUCCAGAUGCUUUGGUUGGGGUGGAUCAUUUCCCUUUGCAUGGAAGUCUACGGUGAAACGCUGCCUAUUUAGGGCUGCCACCGGUUCAACAUCACAUCUUGAUAGUUGGCAUAUUGUUGUCUCUUUGAUGGAUGGUGAAGCAAUAGAUAUUCCACAUUCUCUAAGGCAAACGAGAGAGUACACUUUUCCUCAGGAAGAGGAUAAUGAGGGGGCGUGGCCUGAUAAAUUUACUUGCCUUGAAGGUGUCUUCUUUAAUUACUUCAGCAUAGGAAUGGAUGCUCAAGUUGCCUAUGGUUUUCAUCAUUUUAGAGAGGAAAAGCCACACCUUGCACAAGGUCUCAUUGCCAAUAAGUUGAUAUACACAGGAUACAGUUGCGCUCAAGGAUGGUUUUUUACACCUUGUGUAAAUGAUCCAACCUUAAGGGGGCUUAACAACAUUCUGCGACUUUCAAUAAAAAAGAUAAAUACCUCUGACUGGGAGCAUGUUCGUGUUCCAUCGAGCGUUAGGGCAAUAGUAGCUCUAAAUCUCCACAAUUAUGGAAGUGGAAGGAAUCCAUGGGGUUCUCCAAAACCUGAAUACCUUGCAAAGGUUGGACCUUCCAUCGGUUCAGGUUUUCAAAAGCUUAAGAAUUACAAUUUCAUUGUUUUAGGUCUUUGUGAUCCUUUUAGUGAGUUUAUCAGCUCACACGUCUAUGUUAUCACACUCUACUUCCAUCCUCCAAGGGCUGCAGCAAUCAGAUUAGAAAUAAGAGGUGGGCAGUGGAAUCAUGCAUACAUGCAAAUGGAUGGAGAGCCCUGGAAACAAAGAUUGAGUUCAGAAUAUUCUUCCUUUGUGGAGAUCAAAAGAGUGCCUCAUCAGUCUCUCAUGAUAAGAGGAGAUUGA
Dendrobium catenatum is the source of this 1713-nucleotide messenger RNA. Its product is annotated as diacylglycerol kinase 4-like. The transcript is spliced from 12 exons. Lineage: Eukaryota; Viridiplantae; Streptophyta; Magnoliopsida; Asparagales; Orchidaceae. The record is from RefSeq and is a predicted model, not a curated record. The coding region runs from base 193 to 1713 and encodes 506 amino acids. Gene Ontology annotation, molecular function: ATP-dependent diacylglycerol kinase activity.